Messenger RNA from Planococcus citri (citrus mealybug), 1339 nucleotides. Its product is annotated as RISC-loading complex subunit tarbp2-like. Bases 160 to 1305 code for a protein of 381 amino acids. Gene Ontology annotation, molecular function: siRNA binding; double-stranded RNA binding. The transcript has 3 exons. Lineage: Eukaryota; Metazoa; Arthropoda; Insecta; Hemiptera; Pseudococcidae. The record is from RefSeq and is a predicted model, not a curated record. Gene Ontology annotation, cellular component: cytoplasm; nucleus; RISC complex. Gene Ontology annotation, biological process: siRNA processing; regulation of regulatory ncRNA processing.
CGUGCAAUCAGAUGAAAACUGAUAAGAUUUUUAUCACUUGGGAAAGAAUGCGAAAAUGAAAUUGGAAAUGACGAAGUACGAGUUUAGUUCACUUAAUUAUUCAUUUCGAUGGCGAAAUUUCCCUCAUUGAUGAACUUUUUAUGAUGAGCAUUCACCGUUAUGACGGCCACAUCUCGAACUCCGGCUUCAGUUUUACAAGAAUUCUGCGUACAUCGCAAGAUUACGCCUGUUUACGAAAUAGACGAUGACAAUUCACCUACUCAUUUGAAAAAAUUCAUAUGUCAAGUUACCUGCGACACUUAUACUGCCAUAGGAGAAGGUCGAUCAAAAAAAGAGGCCAAACACGCAGCAGCGGAGAAGAUGUUGAAGAUAAUUCGACCUACCGAUGAACCUCUACAAAGCCCCAAUACUGCCACCGUACCGUCUCCUUAUGAAGGCAAAGUGAAAGAAGAUUCUGUCGGACCUUUGACAGAUUUUUGUACCGAAUUAGGCAUCAAAGCUCCCGAAUAUGUACAUACUCGAGCCGAAGGUCCUCCUCAUGCAACCAUGUUCACGUUUCGGUGCACCGUUGGGUCAUUUCAUACCGAAGCCAUUGAGAGAACUAAGCAGCAAGCGAAACAGCUCGCAGCGAUGUAUAUGUUGAAUAGGCUGAAAAAAAUGGUCGAUCCUCGAAUUAAGCUUCAAUUACCAGAAGUUUCGUUCAUUGAUCCGUCCCAAGAGCCGAAUUAUCGAAAAGCCAGUACUAUGUUAACGAACGGUAAUUUCUCCGAAUUUAAGAAAAUUCUCGUCGGUAAUUUAACUCAUCCGUUGAGUUCGGAUUUUAUGCAGUUCAGAAAAUUAUUCCGUGAAAAUUUCGAGUUCUUUGAAGAAAUUAAAACCAUGGUCUGCGAUUACAACGACGAAAAUGCGCUCGAAAUUUUAGUCUCGAUUCUGGAAAAAGCAGAUUAUAAGUAUGCUUUAAUUCCAGUCGAAUCUGCUUGCGACAUGUGUUCUGUAAUUUUAAACAUCGAUUGUAAUCCUAAUCUCAACGUUUUGGAGACUGGAUCGUGUUACGUGGAAGCCUGCAAUAGAGUAGCUGCGAAAACCUUGAAUCAUAUGAAGAUAUUAAGUUUUUCCAAACAUCAUUGCGUUGAAAUUGAAGAUCCUAAGGAAGAAACUAUUGUUUCCGAAGAGCAAUGCGUUGAAAAUGGAGAACCUCGAGAAGAAACUAUUGUUUCCAAAGAGCAAUGCGUUGAGAAUGAAGAACCUGAAGAAGAAACUAUUGAUUUUGAAACUUUGAUUAAUGUUAAGAAGAAAUCUUGUUGAUUAUUUCAUAUCCAUUACAUUACGUAUUUUCAUA